Molecule: messenger RNA, 678 nt
Organism: Aspergillus terreus NIH2624
Lineage: Eukaryota; Fungi; Ascomycota; Eurotiomycetes; Eurotiales; Aspergillaceae
Exons: 2
Coding region: 1-678 (225 amino acids)
Source: RefSeq, a predicted model, not a curated record
AUGUCGUCGAGUCUACCUACGCAAAUGAUCAUCUUCCCGGUCAAACCGGACGCCACAGUCGAGAACCCGUCAACAAAAGACGGGCAAAUCUGGAGCCAAGUGCUCGACAUUUUGGAAGGAUGGAACGGAUUUCGUCGACUGUACUGGGGUCGACAUGUUGAAGAACCAGAAAAGACUCAGGUCCACAUCGUGAGGGACUCUAUGCAUCAACACUUUACAUUUCUCUCGUCCGCCCAGUGGGUCAAUCUGGGCAUGGUCAUCGCGCCCAUCUGCACCAGCAGCCCCGAGUCAUUUUUUGUGCGGCAUGCGCAUAUCGAGAACUUUACUCCCAAUCCAGCGGCCCUGGGCAAGGGUGCCCCGUUCACUGGAACAGCAAUCUAUCUCACCUCCACCCCGAAGGACUGGGGAAAGGCCUGGGCUUUGUGGACGACGAUUGUCUCCCGCGUGGAGGGCUGCAUGGGCGUCACGGGCGGGUGGAUGGUUGAGCCUGUCGAAGGCUAUGAAACGUGCUAUACCGUCUGGGUGGGAUGGGAGAGCUUGGAGGUCCAUGACAAGUAUCACCAUGACAAGGAUUUCUGGAAGAAGAGGAUCGUGCUGCAGUUGCACAACGACGGGUGGAGAGAGUAUGGUCAUGUCGCAUUCAAGUACUCGAGAACUCGGCCAGAGGCAAAUCUGUGA